UCCUCCUUCACGGCUUUUGUUUGUUGUUGAAGCCUGUUAUUCUGCUUUUAUUCCUUGGUAUAGUGUCGUUGAACAUGAGACUCCUCGUCCGUGCUCUGAGAGCCUCUCAGAGACCACUCGCACUCUCCUCCGCCACCCUUCGCGCUUCACGACCCAUCCCAUCGCCGAACCCCACAUCCAUCCCCGUCCGCUCCCUCUCCCGCUCAUUCCACUCCACCACGCGACUCCGCAAUGAUUCCUCGUCCUCGUCCGCCCUCACAGAUGAAAUGCUCGAGAUCCUAAACGAGCCCCGCGACGUCGACGAAGCAGACGUCGUCAUCGUCGGCGGCGGCCCGGCCGGUCUCGCGGCCGCCAUCAGACUCAAGCAGCUCGAGCUCGAGCGCGGCAACGAAGUCCGCGUCGUGCUCCUCGAAAAGGCUCCCGACAUGGGCGCGCACACGCUCUCCGGCGCGGUCGUCGAGCCCCGCGCGCUAGACGAGCUCAUCCCGGACUGGCGCGAUGAUCCACCUAGUCCACUGACGCCCGUGACGAGCGAGAAAAUGCGGUUCCUGACCCCGACCCACGCGAUCCCGAUCCCCGAGCCGCCGCAGAUGCACAACAAGGGAAACUAUAUUGUCAGCCUGAGCGAGGUCGUCAAGUGGCUCGCCGCCAAAGCCGAAGAGCUCGGCGUCGAAGUCUACCCCGGCUUCUCGGUCUCCGAGCUCGUGUACGACGACGAGUCCGGCGCGGUCCGCGGCAUCGCCACAAACGACAUGGGCAUCUCGAAAUCAGGUCUGCCAAAGGACAGUUUCCAGCGCGGAAUGGAGUUCCACGCAAAAGUCACCUUGCUGGCCGAGGGCUGCCACGGCUCGCUCACAAAGAAGGCAAUCAAGAAAUUCGACCUGCGGCGCGACAAAGAUCCGCAGACCUACGGCCUCGGCAUUAAAGAGGUAUGGGAGGUUCCUGAAGAAAAUUUCAAAGAAGGUGAGGUCGUGCAUACCAUGGGCUGGCCCCUCAACAAGGAUCUCUACGGCGGCGGAUUCAUGUACCACUUUGGCGAGCGCCUCGUCAGCGUCGGUCUCGUCGUCGGCCUCGACUAUGCAAACCCAUGGGUCUCGCCGUUCCGGGAAUUCCAGAAAAUGAAGCACCACCCGCUCUACGAGUCCGUUCUCAAAGGCGGGAAAUGCAUCUCCUACGGCGCGCGCGCGCUCAACGAGGGAGGAUACCAAUCUAUCCCGAAGCUGAGCUUCCCAGGCGGUGCCCUCAUCGGCUGCUCUGCGGGUUUCGUCAACGUGCCGAAGAUCAAGGGCACGCACACAGCCAUGAAAUCCGGCAUGAUGGCCGCCGAGAGUGCGUUCGAUGCCAUCGUUGACUCGACAGAAAGCAGUAGUACCUCGCCGAUUGUGCUGGAAACCUACGAAAAGACGUUUGAAAAGUCGUGGGUGCGCGACGAGCUCUACGAAGUCCGCAAUAUCAGACCGUCGUUCGAUAAUAAACUGGGCAUGUACGGCGGCAUUCUGUACUCUGGCCUCGACACGAUGCUGCUCAAGGGUCGCGUGCCGUGGACGUUCCAUCACAGACACACCGACGCUGAGAUGACCAAGCCUGCGGACCAGUUUGAGAAGAUCGAGUACCCGAAACCGGAUGGAGUGGUUAGUUUUGAUUUACUGACUUCGGUCGCGCGGACUGGUACCAUGCAUGACGAGGACGAGCCUGUGCAUCUUAAAGUGGCAGACUGGGACGCGCACACCGCUGCCUCGUUCCCGAAAUACCAAGGCGUCGAGAACCGGUUCUGCCCCGCUGGCGUGUACGAAUACGUUCCCGACGAAACCAAGCCCGAAGGCGUGCGCUUCCAGAUCAACUCACAGAACUGUAUCCACUGCAAGACAUGCGACAUCAAGGUGCCGACCCAGGACAUUGACUGGGAGUGUCCUGAAGGCGGUGAUGGGCCAAAGUAUAUGCUGACUUAACCGGGACGCUGCAUACAAUUCAUGAUAGACGAUAUAGACAUUAAUACAAGUAGACACAAUACUUUUACUCUAAUCAUAUCUACAGUUGAAUAUCA
Myxozyma melibiosi is the source of this 2044-nucleotide messenger RNA. RefSeq lists its product as uncharacterized. Bases 75 to 1949 code for a protein of 624 amino acids. The transcript has 3 exons. Gene Ontology annotation, molecular function: iron-sulfur cluster binding; electron-transferring-flavoprotein dehydrogenase activity. Gene Ontology annotation, biological process: electron transport chain. The record is from RefSeq and is a predicted model, not a curated record. NCBI's taxonomy places the organism in Eukaryota, Fungi, Ascomycota, Lipomycetes, Lipomycetales, Lipomycetaceae. Gene Ontology annotation, cellular component: mitochondrial inner membrane.